Messenger RNA from Gasterosteus aculeatus aculeatus (three-spined stickleback), 2390 nucleotides. Lineage: Eukaryota; Metazoa; Chordata; Actinopteri; Perciformes; Gasterosteidae. The record is from RefSeq and is a predicted model, not a curated record.
GCAGUUUGCAUUGUGGUGCUGAUGCGAGUCGCUGGGCGUCACAGAGACGCGGCCGGCCUCGCGUCCACCGGCUUUGAAUCUUCGACGGCCGACAAAAUGACGGACCGCGUCUGACUGAGGCACCGCCCUCCUUUUCCACUUUGUCCUCCCACGUGCACGUUCCUGUCAAUCAGUUGGUUUGAUUUGGUUCGCCUCCCCUUUCAGACUCACUCCCCAGCGCGUUAUCGUGUCACCUUUCGUCGCCUCCAAUGCUCCUCUUCGCACGUCUUUGCUUCGGCCCGUCAGGUAUCCUCAGAGCUCUUCAUGCCUCGGCCUUUUUUUAUAAAUCGGGCUUAGCCAUUAAUCUCCCUGUCCGUCCACGCCGCGUCUCCCCGCUGUCCUUCUUUGUUUCAUUUCUUUUAUUGGCGGUUCACAUCAAACACUCGCACCAGAUUGAUUCCCAUGUGAACAAGGCUGCAGUGGGGGGGGCAGGGCCCUCCUUCCCGGGCUUUGAAGCUACUUCACAUCCUGUGGACCCCUCUAAGCUGGACGGACACACACACACACACACACACACACACACACACACACACACACACACACACACACACACACACACACACACACACACACACACACUCCUAUCCUGGUCCACUAUGGAAAAUUCAAUCACUGUCUUUGACUACUAUAUUUCAGAGGCAAAAAUCCCUCAUCUCAAAUACUAAUCACCUGGCACAUGCACAGACAUUAUUCACACCAGCGAAUAUCUUACAUCUUAUAAGAUAAUGCAGCACAACAAAGUUACUUGUUGAACAACAGUUCAAUCUCCUUCCCCACCACAACUGGUUCGUAAAAUAUCUGCAUCUUGUUUGGUCCUGUUCAGAACAAGACUAACAAGUUCAGAAACGGAUGAUGACAUCAUGAUGAAAUGUACAUGACCUAGAAAAUUACAGUUUGGUUUCAGUGCAAGAAAGGCAGCAGUGGAUUUCUCCAAGUAUCUAUUGAAGGGUUUCACCUGCUGUAGCGAAGCAUCCAUGGAUUCUCUGGAUCUAGUGAGUCCGUACCUGUUCAAGCACAGAAGAAGGAACUUUCUGGUUAAGGACAAAAUGCGACCUGCGGACCUUGAUGCUCUGCAUCAUUUUGAAACCCGUCCAACUGACAUCUUCCUGGUCACGUACCCAAAGUCAGGGACAGCAUGGAUGCAGCAGAUCCUGGUCCAGAUCAUGGAUGCUGCUCACCUAGGGUGGGCAGAAGAUGCUACCAACAGGACACAUGUUCCUUGGCUGGAGGAGAGAUCCGUGGACAACCCUUCCAGAGAAAGGCCAGAUCCUCGGAUCUUUGGCUCGCAUCUCCCCCCUGACAUGUUACCUCGGGGAGUGAAAGCUAAUCGAAUCAAGGUCGUGUAUGUUUGGAGGAACCCGAAGGAUAUCCUGGUGUCGCUCUAUCACUUUUCCCACGUUUGGGUGUUGCUGGAAACACCUCAGAGCUUUGAGGGUUUCUUUCAGCAAUUCCUGGAUGGUGACGUUUACAUGGGCUCGUGGUUUGAUCACAUCCAAGAUUAUCACAAAGCACAAGACCAACUGAACAUCCAUUUUGUGCAGUAUGAGAGCAUGCUGAAGGACCUCAGAGGGGAGGUUGUGAAACUUUGUGCUUUCCUGGAAAAAGAUUUGACAGAUGAAGCCGUUGAUCGUGUUGUGGAGGCGUCCACCUUCAAAAGCAUGAAGACCAACCCCAAAGCCAACUACAAGGACUUGGUGGAGACCGGCCGCUACAAGGGGGAAACCAUGCGUAAAGGUGUGGCAGGUGACUGGAAGAAUUUAUUCACCGUGGCCCAGAAUGAACAUUUUGACAAGGUGCUGAAGGAGAAGAUGAGCAACUUGGCGCUGACCUGCGUCUGGGAGAUAAAAGAAUAAAGUUUUCACUCCCCGCCAGCGAUUCUUUUCUCACACUGGUGGAAACCGGCCUCAAUCACUGUCCAAAAUCUUUGGUUCUGCACUCCGUCUCAGUGCCGAUCAGUAGGAUUAGUUAGAAGGGUUGAACUUGAAUUAACCUCGCCUAUGAAAUAAGGCUAUGCAACGAUAUGCUUUUCUGUAAUUUGAAUCAACUUAUUCUUUAACAUAAAGCCAACAUAUAUGAUCAAUUAGCCAUACAAGGAGAGCAAUAGAUCACGAUAGUAGUGUGUGUGCAGGGCCAUAAUCCUGUAUUUAUUCUACUAUCAAAGGCACCUAAUGCUUGUACUCUGUCAAUGUUUUAACCAUUUAUUUCCAGUAACUGCAGCAUCUUUGUUUACCUCUAUUUUCUUGUCACUGAAGAGUUUUGAGUUCAAAGGACUCCAGGAUGAAUACAAGAAUUAUACACGCAUGGUCAUUGUGUUUAUUUUACUCACAUCUCAUUGAUGAGUCGUCAAUAAA